AUGUCCUUGAUCCGCUUCUACACCGAGGCUGGAGAGCCAUCAAGAGCAUGCGACGUCUACAACGGCCUGAUGCAGAAGGGCGUGGAUGGACAUUCGCAGCGUCCAACCAUCGAUGCGCGGACCAAGCACUGCCUCAUCGCGGCGGCCCAAAGCUGCCAGCGCCAGGAGCUACUUGAUGAGUUGAUGGAGGCGGCCGACGCCGCGCAAGGUGCUGCGCUCCUCCGCUCCGGAGGCAAAAAUGGCAAUAUCGAUGGCGUUCUCAGUUUGUUGGAUGGCCCAACAAAGCUGCCGUCCACAGCCUGGAACAUCGCACUGGACACUUGUGUUGAAAACGGCGAGUUGGACAAGGCUAAGCAGUUGGCAAAGAGGAUGAAGGAAGCUGGCGUCAUCGACGUGGUGUCCUACAACACGCUGCUCAAAGCAUAUGUGCGCCACAACCUCUUUGACCAAGCAUGCUCCCUGCUUCUACAAAUGCGCCAGGAUCCGGCACACCUGCCAAACACUGUCACAUAUCAUGAGCUGAUCAGUGGCCUCCUAAAGACCAACAAGGAGAUGCACAGGACCCGUGCCUGGGAGUUGGUUUCGGAGAUGCAGGCGGAACAAGUGGUACCCAACAAGCCGCUUGUGGCCAACCUCUUGCGAAGCCUCAGGCCAAAAUCCUACGGCUCCGAGGUGAACCGGGCUAUGCAGCUGGUGGAUGCAGUGCAACAUCAGGUAGAUGAGGGACUCCUCUGCACGGUUCUGGAAGCUGGCGUGCGCGUUGGCAAGGCCCAGGUGGUGCAGAAGAAGCUGAAGACCUUCCACGGCGAGGGCGCCCCAUUCCCUGUAAAGGUCACUGGUGCGCACAGCUUCGGCUCCCUGAUCAAGGCUUACGGCUUCGUGAAGGAUGUUGCAGGUGCUUGGGCUUGCUGGCGGGAGAUGUCCAUGCAGCACAUCCAGCCUACCAACAUUACGCUUGGCUGCAUGGUUGAGGCUGUGGCAAGCAACGGCGAUGUAGAUGGAGCCCAUGAACUGGUCCAGAGGCUCCUGGAAGACCCUGAGACGAAAUCGCAGGUGAAUGCCGUCAUCUAUGGCUCCAUAUUGAAGGGCUUCAGCCGCAAGAAGCGCAUGGACCGUGUGUGGGACGCGUUCAGUGAGAUGCAGGUCCAUGGAAUCACCCCGACGCUGAUGAGUUUCAAUGCCAUCCUGGACGGCUGCGUCCGCAAUGAUGAGGUUGACAAGAUCAGCGGGCUGCUGGACACCAUGCAGAAGUACGGGUUCAAGCCGAACCUCAUCACGUACAGCACUCUGAUCAAGGGAUACUGUGCUGCUGGAGACAUGCAGAGCGCCUUCGAGGUGUUCAGAGAGCUGCGCAGCGGGUCUGAAGUCCCGGAUGAGGUCGUGUACAACACCCUCCUGGAUGGCUGCUUGCAGGCUGGGCUCGUCGAUGAAGGAGACCACCUGGUGGAGACAAUGAUGGAUCAGGGCUUAGCACCGAGUGUCUACACCCUCAGCUCCGUGGUGAAGAUCAUGGCCAAUGCCAAGCGGCUGGACCGGGCAUUCAAGGUAUGCGAAAAUGCUUCAUCACGCUUCCGCUUCCGCUUGGGUGCGCAGCUGCAGACGGCCCUGCUCCAGGCCUGCAUCACUUGCAAAGCCUACGACCGCGGUGCCCGCUUUUAUCUCAAGACGCACAAGGAUCGUUUGUCGGCAGACAAGAAGAUCUGCCAAACACUGAUACGUGGGCUGGUGUACACUGGCAAGGUGGACUUGGCCGCAGAGCUCCUCCGUGCUAUGCUGGGCAUCAGCGGAACCUCUGAGGUGGGCUUUGUUGUUUUAUUCUUUCUGCAGAAGAACCACUUGACGACCAGGCAGCCAGUCAGCACCGAGCAGCACAAGACUUUGAUCAGGUGCCGAGAUGGCCACCAAAGAGGCGAGAAAGUGGGGAAGCUGGACUCUGACCACCCCAAGCACAAGUCAAAGAUUGCACAAGCUGAUACCCAGGCGAUCAGGCCGAAUCUUGAACUGGAGGGUGAGCUGCAGAUGCGGCACCGCAUUGCUGCAGACGGCAGGGACAAAAUUGGAAAACUGUGUGAGACGCUUGCGUGCCACUGGCGCCGCGCACGCGACGAUGCCCUGGCCGAGGCAGCUGGCGAUAUGCCCAGUGAGGCAGAAGACUCGGAGCUUGAGGGCGCGCGCGCGGGUGAUGAGGAGGAAGACGAGUUCUUUGAGACUCCAGACGAAAAGCGAGUGCGCUUGGCCAAGGAGUAUCUCAAUACCAUCGGGGAAGGAAGAACCCGAGAGCAGGUUCAGGAGGAGCUCUCCAAGGAUACAUCACGCCGGGAGGUGUCGGGUUUAGCCUUGGGUGAGCCCCGCUUCCUGCGAGGGCAUAAAAUGGCCGUGACCAGCGUUUGCCUCAGUGCCGAUGAAGGCACCAUGUACUCGGGUGGGAAGGAUUGCGCAGUGCUGCGAUGGGAUGUUGAGACUGGCAAGAAGGACAUCUUCCCGGGUGGUCGCAACAAGUUCGAUUGCGGUGGCCAUUUUGAGAAGGUGCUAUCUUUGGCGCUCUUGGAGGAUCGUGGCCUGCUGAUCAGUGUGGGCGUGGAUCGAGUGGUGAGGCUCUGGGACCCUCGCACCGCAGCCAACAGCAGCUGCGUCGGAGCUUUGCAUGGCCACAUGAAGGAGACCACAGCAGUGGUUGCUGACGUGGGCGGGGAACAGUUCUACACGGCCUCUGCUGACAAGUCCCUGAAGAUCUGGGACUUGCGAAGCAGAAGGUGUAUGGAAACGUUGCUGGGCCACGUCGAUGCAGUGACUUCGCUGGACCUUCUAGUCAAGGGCAAGCCACUCUCUGGGGGCGCAGACAAGUCGGUCCGCUUCUGGAAGGUGGACAAGGGCACUCACCUCAUGUUCACGAGACAUACCUAUGCUGUGGAUGCUGUAUGCGUGGUGGAUGCCGAGCAGUUCGUCUCUGGUGGACAGGAUGGAAGCAUCAUGAUGUGGUCCAGUGCUUCGAAGAAGCCCGUGGCCACCACCAGCUUAGGAGAUGGCAAGUGGGUCUCGUCGCUCGCUGCCAUGAAGCAGGCAAAUGUCAUUUUCUCCGGCGGGGUUGAUGGCAUGUUGCGCACGUGGCGUUCCGGCAAAGCCACCAGCACAGAGGAGAAGGAGGAGAAAAAGGGGUUGCAACUCCUCCCUGCUGCGGGGCCUAUCCAAGCCCCCGGCUGCAUCAACCACAUUGCCGUGGGGAAGCGCUUCCUCGCGUUGGCAAUUGGGAAGGAGCACAAGUUCGGCCGCUGGUUCUACGACAGGAAGGAGAAGAACGGUGUCCUCCUCGUGCCCCUCACCUACACCGAAGGCUGA
Symbiodinium pilosum is the source of this 3336-nucleotide messenger RNA. Lineage: Eukaryota; Dinophyceae; Suessiales; Symbiodiniaceae. The record is from the annotation of a GenBank genome assembly.